This is a messenger RNA of Penicillium samsonianum, 261 nucleotides long. RefSeq lists its product as uncharacterized. The transcript has a single exon. NCBI's taxonomy places the organism in Eukaryota, Fungi, Ascomycota, Eurotiomycetes, Eurotiales, Aspergillaceae. The record is from RefSeq and is a predicted model, not a curated record. Bases 1 to 261 code for a protein of 86 amino acids.
AUGCAAGCCUCGGAUGUAUCGAGCAUCCCGAAUAAUUCGCGUCUAAUCCCUCCCGGGUCUAAAUACGCGCUGAACGGUGACACUGGCUUUUCCCACGGAGCUUACAACAACAACCACCCCAACCCUAUCCAAGGAUUCUCGGACCGGAAUACUCGUCGCGCCAAUAUCCCCUCUAUAAACACUGCCGCCGGCCAACACUCCGAUAUGGCAUCCGGCUUCGAUAUGAACUACACCCCCUGCUCCCCUCCCAGCUGCUGGUAG